This is a messenger RNA of Acanthoscelides obtectus, 638 nucleotides long. NCBI's taxonomy places the organism in Eukaryota, Metazoa, Arthropoda, Insecta, Coleoptera, Chrysomelidae. The record is from the annotation of a GenBank genome assembly.
AGCGUCCAGACAAAUUGGAUUAGCAGAAAUAAUUAGAAACAAAAUGUUUUUCAAGGUAGUAACCCUCAUAGCACUCUCAGCCGCCACUGCCAGUGCCGGACUCGCCGACUACUCUUCACACUCGCACACGCAAGCUAUCACGUACCCCACUGGCCACGUGGCUGCCCCCCUCGCACAUACAUACGCCGCCCCCAUUUCACACCAUCACAGCUACUCCGCCCCAAUUGCUCAUCACCAAGCGUACGCUGCCCCCUUAGUACAUGCCGCCCCAGUAGUGGCUCAUGCUGCCCCCGUGCAUUAUGGAGGACAUCAUGCUCAUCAUGAUGUGGACUACUAUGCUCAUCCUAAAUACGAAUUCAAAUAUGGAGUGCAAGAUGGACAUACAGGAGACCACAAGAGCCAACACGAGGAAAGAGACGGUGACGUAGUAAAGGGAUACUACACAGUAGCUGAGCCCGACGGUACCCUAAGGACUGUCCACUACACCGCUGACGACCAUAACGGUUUCAACGCAGUGGUCGAGAAACAUGGACACCCUGUCCAUCCCGCUCCUGCAAAGACCAUCUACGCUGCUCCAGUCAAAGUGCUGUCUGCAGGACAUGACUACUACCACCACUGAUUUGCCAUGAAGUAUUAGG